AUGGGAACCAAACUCAUCAAGAUUCCUCUGCAAACCAUAUGUAGAUGGAGGAGGGCUCAAUGCAUUGCCAGAAGAGCAUCCCACACCCUUGUCGAGUCUGCAAAUCUUGCUCAGCCUCCAGAUUUGACAAAUCAAACCAGCAAUGGUGCUUCCAUCUACAGAGUUCCAGAUCAUUUAAGAUCAGUCGAGCCCAAGGCUUAUGAACCCAAUAUUGUCUCAGUCGGUCCUUACCAUCAUGGAGCACCUCAUUUACAAGCCAUGGAGAAAACAAAAGGGAGCUACUUUCGUGGCCUCUUUAAUCCAAGAAAGCCCGAUCAUCCUAAUCCGAAUGCAGUACGCGAGGAACUGAAGCAAAUGGAACAGCAGGCUCGUAGUUUCUACUCUGAAGAUUUGAAGAUGAACAGCGACCAGUUCAUACACAUGAUGCUCGUCGAUAGCUGCUUCAUUAUACAGCUUCUUAGAGAGACUAGGGAGAUCGAUUUCAGUAAGAAGUCAAUGCAGAUACAGAGGUGGAUGUUACCCGUUCUCCAGCGUGAUCUCAUCAUGCUUGAAAACCAGCUACCUAUGUUCGUUUUAAACAAAGUAUACGACUUAACAACAAGCAGCUCUAGUACUUGCGAAGCCACAGAAAAGUUAGGUUUGAAAGAGCUUGCGCUUCAAUACUUCGAACCAAUGAUGUACAAAGAUUUAGAUACUCCCAAGAACGGUGCUUUGGGGGUAGAAGGAGAUGGAGGAAGCCACUUUUUAGAACUCUUUCGGGCCAGCAUCUGCCCGACUGAAGUUUCUCAAAAUAAGUUUCUGGUUAAGGAGCCGCACAUGUUUCGUUCAGUAUCAGAUUUGAAAGAGUCUGGUGUCAAAGUCAAGAAGGCGGAAAACUGUCAACCGUUAGAUGUAAGGUUUAAAAAGGGGGUUCUAAAGAUUGCUCCAGUGAGCAUGGAUGACUACAGGUUCACAUUGUUUAGAAACAUGGUGGCCUUUGAGCAAUGCCACUUUGGCUGCAAACCACAUGUAACUGCUUAUGUGUUCUUUCUUGAUAGAUUAAUAAACUCUGGUGAGGACAUAGGAUUGCUUCAUUAUUCCGGUGUUUUGCAGCAUACUCUAGGUGGGAACAAACACGCAGCAAGACUGGUGAACAAGCUCUGUAAAGAAGUAGCUGGGGCUGCCGAUGACUCAUAUUUACGCGAUGUUCUUUGGGAGAUCAAUUGCUACUGCAAUGAUGGGUGGCAUCAAAAGAGAGCAAAACUGAAGCAUGAAUAUUUUUACAAUGUUUGGGUAUCAGUAGCAACUAUAGCUGCAAUUCUAGUCCUUUACCUUACCAUACUUCAAACAGUUUGGGAGCUCGGAGAUGAUGGUAACCGAGCUCACAUGCUCCGAACUGGUUUCUGGCGUUCCAUGGCAGAUGCUUUUGCUAUACCAUUCGGAGUUUCAAAGCCAUCUGAGAAUGCACCGGUGCCUGUCGAAAAUGAAGCUCAGAUCUUGGAAUGGUUCUUCGGUUAUAAAGCAUGUGAUGACCCGAAUUUCUUCUUCAUGAGCUGUUAG
This is a messenger RNA of Helianthus annuus (common sunflower), 1539 nucleotides long. RefSeq names its product UPF0481 protein At3g47200. The transcript has a single exon. The coding region runs from base 1 to 1539 and encodes 512 amino acids. Lineage: Eukaryota; Viridiplantae; Streptophyta; Magnoliopsida; Asterales; Asteraceae. The record is from RefSeq and is a predicted model, not a curated record.